Molecule: messenger RNA, 952 nt
Organism: Camelina sativa (false flax)
Lineage: Eukaryota; Viridiplantae; Streptophyta; Magnoliopsida; Brassicales; Brassicaceae
Product: DUF724 domain-containing protein 6-like
Source: RefSeq, a predicted model, not a curated record
AUCUCACUUUGGUGAUAACAACACCCUUACUCUCUCUUCUUAUCUCUCUCUCUCUCUCUCUCUCUCUCUAGAAGUAAGUGUCAGAAUGACUCUGCCUUUUGCAAAGCAUAUGCCAUUUUGGAACCAAUAUGAAACAGAGGAGGCAUACAAAACAUUCCCACAGAAUCCUCAUUUCAGCCCUUUACUUGAGGUUAAUGAAGAUCACCGGGAAUUGGUAGCUGUUGGUUUGAUGGAGAGUUUCUAUUCGUUGUUAAGAGCGGUCAAAGAUCUGCGGCUGGAUGAUCCUUCAAGUAAAAUAAGGAGCAUCAGAAGUUCUUUUGCCAAGCUAGAGAUGUAUGGUUUCGACGUUGCAACCCCUGGAUCACGGAUCGACAAAGUGUUGUCUCUCCAAGAUGCGCGAGCAAAGAAUAUGGAGGAACGAAAAUGUCUUGAGAAUAAGAUCGAAGCUCAAGAGAACGAUACACGCAAAUUGGAAGAAGAAAUGGUCGAGUCAGAACGUAAUAUUAUGGAGCUUAAGAGACAAGAAGCAGCUCGUCGUUUGAUUAUGGAAGAUGAAAAGAAAAUGAUUGUUGAAAGGAAACCAUUUGAGAUGCCUGAGGAGGAGGAGGAGGAGAAUAGCAGCAGAAAAAGGAAUCUAGAAGAAACCCACAAGGUCGAAGAUGUGCAAGUAAAGAAACUGAAGGAGGAAGUAGAACGUCUUCAGAAGACGCUUGAAGCUUCUAAGACCCAAAAACACAAAUUGGAAAAAGAACAGGGGGAGUUAGAGCAUGUGGUUGCGAAAGUUGAGGAGGAGUCAGACCGAAAUAUUUUGAAGCUGAAACAUGUGGUUGCGAAACUGAAGAGGUCUGCGGCCAAACUGAUUCUUGCGUUGAAAUCUUGUGUCGAAACCAUCGACCAAGUGAUUGCACAUAUUGAGCAGGAGUUUACAACGACUGUGUUGGCUCCCUGGUAA